This is a messenger RNA of Impatiens glandulifera, 1248 nucleotides long. Its product is annotated as E3 ubiquitin-protein ligase MARCHF8-like. The transcript is spliced from 6 exons. Lineage: Eukaryota; Viridiplantae; Streptophyta; Magnoliopsida; Ericales; Balsaminaceae. Bases 177 to 1046 code for a protein of 289 amino acids. The record is from RefSeq and is a predicted model, not a curated record. Gene Ontology annotation, molecular function: zinc ion binding.
CCAAAGUAAUCAUUUUAAUCAUGAUUUUCUGAGUAAAAGUAGGAUUACUAAUUCAACCCAAUACCCAUACACUAAAUAUAGGUAAUUACAUUACCAAAAAUCAGUAAUCCUUUGGAGAAAGUUUCUGCUAUCUGGAUGUGAGAAAACCCAUAUCUCUACUACUGAACUCAGACCUAAUGAAACCUCAAGAAAGUCCUUUCAGGUGUAUUCCUGUGGAUCCAACCGCAAACCAGAUGACAUCAAAUCAAGUCUUAGAUUCGAGUUCUUCCUAUCUUAUUUGCCAAGAUCUUCUCAAAGUUAGAUCUGUGUCUUCUGCUAGUCAUUCUUUAUGUGGAAACCCAAAUCAUAUAAACCCAAUUCAAAUUAAAGAAGAUGAAAAAGUAGGUGAAGAGAUUUCGAAAGAGGAAGAAUCAGUGUGUAGAAUAUGCUUUGGUGUUUGUGAAGAAGGAAAUACAUUAAGGAUGGGAUGCAGCUGUAAAGGUGCUCUUAGACUUGUACAUGAAGAAUGUUUAGUUAAGUGGUUUAACAUGAAGGGAAACAGGAUGUGUGAUGUUUGUGGUAAAGAGGUUUCUAACUUAACAAUGAAUUUGCUUCAACAACCUAUUCAUAAUCGAAGAAAUAAUGCACACGAGACUAAUCAACAAUACUUGUAUUCAAGAAAGAUGAGUGCCUGGCAGGAAUUUAUGUUAAUUUUCAUAUCCAGUACGAUGUGGUAUUUCUUCUUCCUCGAGCUGCUAAUGAUUCAUGACAUGCAAGCGAAAGUGAUCAUUGUAGCCGCACCAUUCUCUGUUGUAUUGGGCCUUUUAGCAUCAAUUCUUGCAGUUUCUCUAGCUAUCAAGGAGUAUAUAUGGAAAUACACAAUUCUUGAGUGGGGAUUUGUGGCUAUAAUUCUUCUGUACUUGUAUUAUGUGCUUAAUGUUGAAGUGGUUUAUGUGAUAACCUUAUCGUCGGCUAUGGGGUUUGGGAUCGUGAUUGGUCUCAACUUUCUCUACAUUCAAUAUUCUACCAGUCUAUUCGACGUUACUGAAAACUAUUUCCCAGCAUGAAUUCCAGAUUCUCGAACCCUACAACAACCUUUAACUGCAAUUGAUUGUAAUGUCUAUAGAUAUUAUCGUAUUGAUAGAUGAAAUCGUGUUUGAAAACUGAAUUUAGUGCCACCUUAAGACCCAUUUCUGAUUGUUUUCCAUUUCCUUAGGCAACUCAAGAUUAGUGUAAUCCACUUUGUUAGAAAAAAAAUCAAACAUUUUA